This is a messenger RNA of Pantherophis guttatus, 4155 nucleotides long. RefSeq lists its product as uncharacterized. The record is from RefSeq and is a predicted model, not a curated record. NCBI's taxonomy places the organism in Eukaryota, Metazoa, Chordata, Lepidosauria, Squamata, Colubridae. Gene Ontology annotation, molecular function: nitric-oxide synthase binding.
GCCGCCCGAGCGCCGCGCUCCUCGCCCAAACCCGCCGCUGCCGGGGCGCGCGGGGCGGCAAGAGCGGCUGGCCGGGCAGGGCAGAGCCGGGGCGGCGAUGCGCUGGGGCCGGCCAAGCCCUCGGGAGCCCCGUCCGCCGCCGCCGCCGCCGCAAGAUGCCCGGGAAGCUCCAGAACCGCUACAACCUGGUGGACGACGCGGGCGACGCGCGGCUGCCGCUGCACAACGACGAAGCCUUCCAGCACGGCAUCCACUUCCAGGCCAAGUACAUUGGAAGCUUGGAUGUGCCAAGACCCAACAGCCGAAUGGAGAUUGUGGCCGCCAUGAGAAGAAUCCGGUACGAGUUUAAGGCGAAGAACGUGAAGAAGAGGAAAGUCAACAUCGUGGUCUCGGUGGACGGGGUGAAGGUGCUGCUGAGGAAGAAGCCGAAGAGGAAGGAAUGGUCGUGGGAUGAAGGCAAAGUCAUGGUGAUGCACGACCCCGUCUAUCAGAUCUUCUACGUCUCCCAUGACUCCCAAGAUCUCAAGAUCUUCAGCUACAUCGCCAGGGACGGCACCAACAACUCCUUCCGCUGCAACGUUUUCAAGUCCAAGAAGAAGACCCAGGCGAUGCGCGUGGUGCGGACGGUGGGCCAAGCUUUUGAGGUGUGCCACAAACUCAGCCUGCAGCACGCCCUCCAGAAUGUGGACGGCCAAGCGGACGGGGCCAGCAACAAUUCUGCCGAUGUCGCUCAGAUAGAAGGUCUCCAAGGGCUGGAACCAGCCUUGGCUGACCGAGACCUCGGCUUGGCCGGGUCAAUAGGUGUGUGCCUGCCCGACUGCGGGGUCUGCGAGCUGCCUUUCUCCGUGCCUGACCUGGGAGAGCUGAAAAAUGGGCUCAGCCCCAAGGCGAGGGACGGCCAGGAAAAGGAGAACGGUGGUCUCCGGCCCUCCUCUGCCCAGCCUCUGGGCAGCACGGGGAGCCCCUCUUCCUCUGCCUCGACCACCCCACUCGCUUCCCAGCACUGCCUGCAGCUGCUCCAACACCAGCUCCUCCAGCAGCAACAGCAGACGCAGGUGGCCGUCGCACAGGUGCAGCUUCUGGAGGACCAGCUGUCUGCCGAGACCACGGCCCGCGUGGAGGCCCAGGCUCGUGUCCGCCAGCUGCUCCUGACCAACCGCGAUCUCCUGCAACACGUCUCCUUGCUGGUGAGGCAACUGAAGGAGCUGGAGAUCAAGGUGCAGCUGCGGCGUCCAGUUGAGCGUUCCCUGCAGAACCUGAGCUCGGAGCACCCUCUGUCCCUCAACCUGAAGGACCACUACAAUCUGGAAAUGAACUUGUCUUCCACCUCAACACCAGCCAGCAUAGAGGGCAGCCCCAUGACGCAUCUGGCUUCUUACAAAUCCCACCAGAACUUGACCAACUUGGAGAUGGGUAGCAGCCUGUCUGGCAAGCUGGAGAAAGAGGAGCAUCUGGCGGUUCUGGAAGGGCCUGACGGACUCCGCUGCGUGGAGGGAUCUGAGGUGGAUGAAUGCAGUGCACCCAAUGGAAGCACUCAACCCACUUGCCGUGGUCCAGACGCCGUGAUGCUGAGGGAAAGAUUGCAGCUGUUCAUCCCCAAGCUGAAUCCACCUCCACCGUCCCUGCGAAGGAGGUCAAGUAAAACCAUCUCUCCCUCCUCGGAGGCAGAGAAGAUUGCGGCAGCUUCCAGGGCCGCCCCUGAACCCUCCGUGCUCAGCAGCCCAGGCGUCUUCUCUAGGUCCGAGUCUGAAGCCAGGACGGUGGGAGGAAGCCAGAACUCCAGUGCCCGUGCCAAAACCCAAGACCAGGAGAGUCUUGGGCAGCCAAAAGAAGCCCAUCCAUGGGUGGAAGCAGCUGAGAACUGGGAUGCCCCACGGCCCUUCUUGAGCAUUGAUGAAACCUGCCUGCACAUCAGUCUGUCCGAGGAUGAGCUUGACCGGAAGGGCAGCUGUGUUGCUCACGCAUAGAAAUGCUUGAGGGACAGACCGUGGUGGAUCGCUCUGCAAGACAGAAAUCCUGAAAUGGAUCCAUUCAAGUAACCUGCAGAAGUUGGGCACUGAAACCGUUGUCUCCUUGCAACUUGAAGUCUUCCACCUCAGAAGCAGGCGUCUUCCUCCAGAUACCAUCUGAAGGCUCCUAAAAAGUUUCUCCCAACUUCUUGGUGCGGUUGACUGGUUUGCAGACUGUGAUACCCUUGUAAGCAGUCCAUCGGGACACAUUCUCACCAUCUUCAACUGCCUCAAUGGCUGAGCAAACGGCCCUGCCAGAAAUUGCUCCCAAGGCUUGAAGGACAUCAAGAUGUUUCAGAGGUAAAGAGGACAGGACAGAUAAUUUGCAUGUGGCUUAGAUAAUGCCAAAAAACCCCAGGAGCUUCUACCAUUUGGUCAACAUCUGAGAGAAAGCUAGCUCUAGUUGAGCAACGAUUUCCAGGUGUCUCCCUGGAUUCAUGCAGGUUGCUCUCCACAAGUCUGUAGGACGGAAGCUGACUCCUCCUGAACCAGUGAAUUUGGAGCUGAGGGGGACACACCAGUGCUAGGAUUUUGGAGCUAAAGAAACCUGGUGCCCCCCCAGAAGUCUCUUUCCUCCCUGUCUCCGUUAUCAGCUGAACUUCUGGGGUUCUACUGGUGGAGAUGGGGGGCGAGAGAAUCAGGAGAGAAGCUGGUGCUUACAAAAAAAAAAAAGAGAGAGAGAGAUUUUAUUGGGUCCAAAGACAUAGAUUCUGCAGAGAUUCAGGAAUUUGGCCCAAGUAACCGGAAUCUGAGAUGCUCACACCUGGGCUGAAGGCCAUGUGGGGUGAGCAGAGGCUGUCAUAGCUCCCACCACCAGCCUAAGCCCCCCCCCCAUCAAUACCAGGGGGGGAUAAACACCCACCAGCAAGGACUUGCAUUUCAAGCGUGUGGUUCACGUAGAGCCCCAAAGGAUGAAAAUUGCAUGGCUGAUGACCACGAAAAGAGAGGGGGAGUCCAGAGCAUGUUGCCAAAAGGAUCAGGGGAGGGGAGCACCCCCCAAGGAUUAGAAACGAGGCCUUCGUAGUAAAUGCCGGGCAGACACGCACGAAGGAGCUGACCAAAGGGAUGGAACUGUGCGAAUAGUUGCCACGCAGGAAUGAGAGAGAGAGAGAGUGAGAGAGAGAAAAGAAGAGACUGGGAAGGAAGGAAGGAAGGAAGGAAGGAAGGAAGGAAGGAAGGAAGGAAGGAAGGAAGGAAGGAAGACUAGGAUUGCACUCUGUGUCAAGCUAUCCGCAGUCGGGAGGCAAGAUGGCAGCUUCACAGGGACAACUGGGAUUGCCCACCUCCGGACAUAAACCCGUCCUCCCUACCUCCUGUGCCUGCAGCACAGACUGAACAUUUUCUGAUGCUGCCAAUAAUAGAGAGAAGAAACACAAACGCCACACCUGCAUCUGCAACACACACACAGGCUGUGUGAAAGCUACCCCCAAGGCAAGCUGUAGGUUCAGGGGUGCGAAUCCUGCCACUACAAGCCUGGGAAGCUCCUGGCUGCCUUCGGCAACCCAGCAGCGUCCUUCCUUCCUCCCCAGGACAAAAAAAGAGGCCUUAACUUCUGAAUCCGAAGCCAGCUACCCACCUUCUCUCUGGGUUCCUCUUUUUCCUCCCAACGGGAGGAAAAAGGCAGAAAAGGUGCACGGGGAAUGCAUUGGAAGCAUUCUUCACAGCCACCUUACAAAAGAAGAAUAAAAUCGAGAAUUGGUGUGCAAUAUAACACACACCACUUGCGAUGGCGGAGUGACGACUGAGGCACCGAGGGCCCUGUUUUCGUCAGCCACGGCAGCCCCCAGCCUCACAGACCCCCCCCCCCCGGGGGGGGGGAGUUUCAGAAGGAGAGACAAAAUCCAUCUUGGUCCAGGCAUCCAUCCAAAGGCCUUGAGGAUUUUGGCCCAAAUCCAGAUUUCGAGCCAGGUCCUCUUGCCACAAACAACCUCACAAAACCUGCUGUAAGAAAGAGCAAGCUGGAGAGAGAGACGGAAAAAGGGGUUGGCGAGAGCAGCCGGGUGGGGGGGGAUGUGGCUGGCCAGCGUUUCCCGAGGGUCUCCUGCCCUUGUUGAAGAGUUUCACCAAAUCGAGAGGGGAAAACGGUUGAAUGUACGAUAAAAAACCACUCAUGUUUCCAGGAUGAUAAAUGUAAUCCCAAAUUCUU